UUUAGGAUGCGGAUAUUUUCGUUUAACCAUAGAUAUUUAGUGUUCGUCGGGGCUGCACUUAAAUCGGUUUGUUGGAUUUCAGCCUCUCGUGUUGGGAAGUACUAAAAUCCUUUACCGUUGUAGGUAAUGCGAAUACAGGCAGACAGUUCUCUCUCGGGUGUGAUUUUGUGGACCAGUGGGUCUACCAAUUGAAUGCGAUUAAUGCCAGUUCAACAUUCUGUUUGUACACUUCCGUUGAAUCUACCAAGUGAAAAAUCAAGCUACGAGCUGGAUGCAAUGAAAAUAUCCGGUUUUUUAAGGAUAUGUGUAUCGAGUAAAAUAUGUAACAUGAUAAAGUGAAUGAAGGCUCCGCUCAAUUGUGAUGGCUUUUUCUAGUUGGUUCGUUAAGAGCAAUGAUAUCCUAUUAACUAAGUGCAGGUUGUUUACUAUAUAACACUACUACCAGCACGGCUACAAAUGUAGUAUAACAAUGGCUAAUUGCGGUGUUACUAAUUCGAAUUGUGAAUAGAAUUGACAUAAUGGUGAACCAAGUUGAAUGCAUUCCGCUAGUUUCAUUCGAAAUAAGCGCAUAGAUAUGAUUAAACUGCUGAGAUUGCUGUGUAAAUAUGUGGUGGCGUAAUACUAUUCUUAUUUUGUGCUACAUGACUUUAAAUUAUUCGACGCAAGGAUAUUUUUUAGAUAAUCAAAUGCACGGACCUGGGAGGCAUAGACGGAAAGAAGAUACUACCGAAUCACGUGGUGUACAUAAAAACCUUAUAAGUCCUUCUGAUAGUCAAUUUGUCACAAAGAACAACACUCGAGUGGUUAGUCAACGAGGAGGAUUAGCGAUACUACCUUGCACGGUCACAAUGACAUCACCAGCCACUGUGUCCUGGUUUCGAAGAAAGGACUUCCAACUGCUCACAGUUGGUCUGUCGACGUAUAGCAGUGAUGAUAGGUUCUUAGUGGAGCACACGAGGCAUUUAGGUAAUUGGGCACUGCGGAUAAAAAGCGCCCGGAAGGACGAUGAAGGAUUCUAUGAGUGCCAAAUUUCAACACAUCCGCCACAAUCGAUUUUCACUGAACUGAAAAUUGUUGAGGCGUUAGCUGAAAUUAUCGAGGCUCCUGAUCUACAUAUAAAUGAGGGGUCAACGCUGAAGCUGGAAUGUAAAUUGAAGCGAGCAACAGAAAGCCCGUUGUAUGUUUUCUGGUACCACGAGGACAGAAUGAUAAACUACGACGUUGAAGACGGAAUCUCGGUGACAACGGGAAAGCUGCCAUCAAGUGUUCUGACGGUGAGGAAUGCAACAAUGAGACAUGGAGGCAAUUACACUUGCGCCCCGGCUAACGCCCGUCAGUCUAGUGUCUACGUGCAUGUACUCAAAGGUGAAAAGCCUGCAGCUAUGCAGCAUCCGAACAAAAAUUCAAAGGCGGUCGUUUUGGUAAUAUCCUUUGAAGUGAUAAUGUGUAUACUUACGAGUUCAAUGUUGCUAAGGAAUUUUCUGGUUGUACGAAUGUUUUUUAUAUAAAAAUUUGAAAGUAAUAAAUGUAUAAAAGUGAUUUAAGCGAAGAAAAACAAA
Molecule: messenger RNA, 1559 nt
Organism: Hermetia illucens (black soldier fly)
Lineage: Eukaryota; Metazoa; Arthropoda; Insecta; Diptera; Stratiomyidae
Product: contactin-2-like
Exons: 6
Coding region: 606-1508 (300 amino acids)
Biological process (GO): synapse organization
Cellular component (GO): neuron projection membrane
Source: RefSeq, a predicted model, not a curated record